AGGAAGUUAAUCCCCUAAAAAAAAACAAUGGCGCACAUGUUCGAACAUGUCAACGAGUGAACCACUUGGAGCUGCUGUGGAGCACAACACGUCGCCCCGGGGCAGCUAGCUCAGGAGGCUAAGGUCCGCUAGCUAACGGAGUUUCUUAACUCCCCGUCUGGGAUGAAAACUUAAAGAAAACCACUUUAAUCCACCAACUAACCAGUGAACCAGUUGCAUGUGACGUGUGGAGCUGCAGCGCGGACAUGGAGCGACUCACCGCGGGGGUUGGUGUCGUGGUGGAGCGGGUUCCAGUCGACGGGCUCCGGGAGGUUCAGGGGUAACGAAGCUGGGCUCCACAUUCCUGAGGGGGGAGCACGCCAUUAGUUACCAACGCUACGCUUCCGGUCAGGACCUUCACAAAGAAAAUCAGUUUCAUGACUUCUCUGCAGUGCACUUUGGGAUCUAAAGAGGAAGGAGCAGAGAGGAGGAGGAGCAGGAGGAGUUGUAGGAGGAGGAGGAGGUGAAAUCUGAAUCUGGUGGAAUGACCUGGGAACAUGAAGGAUGCUGAGUUGGCAAAACCUCCUGAAAAGAUAAGAUGAGACAAACAUCCAAACUGCUGGUGUGACGCCUCCAGAUCAGCAGGGAGCUCGUCCAGGUCCCUUUGCCUCGCUCACGACUCGCAGCUCUCACCACAGGUUGAAGUGACUCACCAUGACGUACAGGACGCUGGUGAUGUACCUGGAGAUCGGCUGCUUCGUGUCGUGUCUGUGCGGCUGGAUCCUGGUGUGCUCCACGCUGCCGACGGAGUACUGGACCUUCUCCGAGGUGGGCAGCAUCGUGCUGACCACCUCCAACUACUACUCCAAUCUGUGGAAGGACUGCAUCUCCGACACCACGGGGGUGUCCGACUGCAAGGACUACCCCUCCAUGCUGGGCCUGCCAGUGUAUCUCCACGCCUGCAGAGCGCUGGCCGUCUGCUCCGUCAUCACCGGCUUCUUCGGAGGCGUCCUCACCCUCGUUGGGAUGAAGUGCACUAAGAUCGGAGGCUCAGAGAUCGCCAACGCCAGAGUGACCUUCGCCGGCGGGAUCACGUACCUGGUGUCAGGAUGCUGCGGGAUGAUCACCUACUCGUGGUGGGCCAACAAAGUCAUCAGAGAAUACUUGGAUCCACAUUUCAGGGCUCAGAAGUUUGAACUGGGAGCUGCGAUCUUCAUUGGCUGGGGAGGAUCCGUGCUCCUGCUGAGUGGAGGCACGGUGCAGAGCUACUUCUCUGGAAAAGAAGGUCUGCCAUCAAGCAGUUCCUCUAAACGGCCCCUGAGACCCGGCACGUACGCCACGGCCCGGACCCGACGGACCUACAUGCUGCCGGCCACGUCCUCCAGACUCGCUCUGGGGCCGCCGCUGUUCUACGAGGGCAGGAAGAGCCGAGAGGCCGGAGCCACGGCGUCGAGGGGGGGCCGCACCUUCAGCAGGGACAGCUUCCUCUGAGUCCCACAGGAAGUCCUGAGCUCAGAGAGGGACCUGAAGGACUUUACAGGACCAGUUGGACCUUCUGGGAGAUUCUCUGACUGGUUCUCUGAACGAGAGACCAGGAGAUCAAACCCUCAUCAGACCACAAACAGCAGUGAUGAGAGCAGGUCUUCAGUCGGGUGGAGUUUGUGAUUGUCCCACAGAAGCUGCUUCAUCCCCUCAUGCUCAGCUACCAGCUGAUUACUCAUAUUCACCACAGUUAUACCUAUUUUCACUGAAUGUCAAAGUUUUCCUCGUGUUUACAUAUUUGAAAGAAGAAGAAACUGGAUGGAUCUUUUUUGAAAUCUUACAAAACGUUAAUGUUCUUUGAUUUGAUGCUUUUCCUCCAUGGAUGUGAUUUGUGAAUCUGUUGUUACUUUCAGUGUGAGACACAUUUUCCUCUUCUCAUUAUGACUGUUAACUUUUCUUUGUACAGUCUCUGGUUUGGUUUUGUGUUUUUAAUGAUUAAAACAAAGUGGUUUCCUUUAGAA
Messenger RNA from Pleuronectes platessa (European plaice), 1982 nucleotides. RefSeq names its product claudin 10d (gene cldn10d). The record is from RefSeq and is a predicted model, not a curated record. NCBI's taxonomy places the organism in Eukaryota, Metazoa, Chordata, Actinopteri, Pleuronectiformes, Pleuronectidae. Gene Ontology annotation, cellular component: plasma membrane; bicellular tight junction. Gene Ontology annotation, molecular function: structural molecule activity. The transcript has 6 exons. Gene Ontology annotation, biological process: bicellular tight junction assembly; cell adhesion. Bases 694 to 1470 code for a protein of 258 amino acids.